GUGUUCCAGAACCCUCACUGCCUCUGUGUUUGAGAGAGAGAGAGAUGAAGACGACGAGGGGAGAAGAAGUAGUGGAUGGUGAUCUUCCAGAAACCAAAAAGCGGAAGUUGGUUCAUGAGAAUGACGAAAAUGGUGAAGAUGUUAAUGCUGUAAGCAACUCUCUUCUCCCACUUGCUUCUUACCUCGACGACGACGACGAUGAAGACGACGAACAAGAAGACCGGGGAGGAAGAAGAGAGGAGGACGGAGAGGAAGAAGAGGAUGAGGAAGAUUUAUACGAGGAUGGCUCCAAUCGCGGCUAUCGGCUUCGGCAGAUUGAGGUCCGCCGAGAUUGCCCUUACCUCGAUACCGUCAAUCGCCAGGUGUUAGAUUUUGAUUUUGAGAAGUUUUGCUCAGUUUCUUUGUCGAACUUGAACGUUUACGCGUGUUUGGUUUGUGGGAAGUAUUACCAAGGAAGAGGGCGGAAUUCGCAUGCUUAUACUCAUAGCCUUGAAGCAGGUCACCAUGUUUAUAUAAAUUUGAGAACAGAGAGAGUGUAUUGUCUUCCAGACGGCUAUGAAGUCAAUGAUCCGUCAUUGGAUGACAUUCGCCAUGUCCUUAACCCAAGGUUUGCCCCUGAACAGGUUGAACAAAUAGACAAAAAUAAGCUGUGGUCACGAGCGCUUGAUGGUUCUGAUUAUCUUCCUGGAAUGGUGGGUCUCAACAACAUAAAGGAAACUGAUUUCGUUAAUGUCACUAUUCAGUCUCUGAUGCGUGUUACACCUUUAAGGAACUUCUUUCUAAUUCGUGAGAAUUAUGAACGUUGCAAAUCACCACUUGUUCACCGUUUUGGUGAACUAACACGCAAAAUCUGGCAUCCCAAAAAUUUUAAGGGACAGGUUAGCCCUCACGAGUUCUUGCAGGCAGUUAUGAAAGCUAGUAAAAAACGAUUUCGAAUAGGUGUCCAGUCUGAUCCAGUGGAGUUCAUGUCUUGGCUACUUAAUACACUGCAUAAAGAUCUGGGCGGCUCAAAAAAACCUAACAGUAGCAUUAUAUAUAAGUGUUUUCAGGGGGAGCUGGAAGUUGUGAAAGAAAUUCACAAAAAACUAUCUUCUGAGAAAAGGGAAAACUCAGAGCAGCAAAAUGAUGACGCCACCAUGGAGGAUGAAUUAGAAAAUGGCCAUGUUGUUGUGGAAAAGAGCAAAAUGCCCUUCUUGAUGCUUGGACUUGAUUUGCCUCCCCCUCCUUUAUUUAAGGACGUGAUGGAAAAGAAUAUAAUCCCACAGGUUCCUCUGUUUAGCAUACUGAAGAAAUUUGAUGGAGAAUCUGUUACUGAAGUAGUGCGGCCAUGCAUAGCAAGAAUGCGGUACCGUGUCAUAAAGCUGCCUCAAUAUCUAAUUUUGCAUAUGCGCCGCUUCACAAACAAUAAUUUCUUCAUUGAAAAGAAUCCAACCCUUGUUAACUUCCCUGUGAAGAACCUUGAAUUGAAAGACUACAUUCCCCUACCCUCUCCUAAAGACAACAAGAAGUUGCGAUCAAAAUAUGAUCUCAUUGCGAACAUCGUUCACGAUGGCAAGCCAGGGGCAGGAUUCUAUAGAGUAUUUGUUCAAAGAAAAUCCGAAGAACUAUGGUAUGAAAUGCAAGAUCUUCAUGUAGCUGAAACUCUUCCACAGAUGGUGGCACUAUCUGAGGCAUACAUGCAGAUCUACGAGCAACAGCAGCCACUGGAGCAGCAGAAUGGACCGCAGCAUCAGUAUUGAAGCUGGGAUUGCAGAUUUUUGUGGUGUGCUCUGACAUCGAUGGGCUGUUGCUCCAGAGCAAUUGAAUGGUCCUGAGAGAAAAUCGACGGUGAUGUGAUUGCAAGGAAGGGAUUUGUAUCGGCUUAUGUUGUUGCAUCCUCUUUCACUACUGCUUGUCAUGACGUCGGAGUCAAAAUUUCUUGUGCUACUCGAGAUAGGUCCUGGCUCUUGUAUUUGGGGUUUCUAAAUUGGAGGUGCCAGUGUAAUUCAAAUUUUGAACCCAUUCAAUGGAAAUUAAUGGAUUAUAUGCUGA
Messenger RNA from Nymphaea colorata (pocket water lily), 2031 nucleotides. RefSeq lists its product as uncharacterized. Gene Ontology annotation, biological process: protein deubiquitination; spliceosomal complex assembly; mRNA processing. The coding region runs from base 45 to 1739 and encodes 564 amino acids. NCBI's taxonomy places the organism in Eukaryota, Viridiplantae, Streptophyta, Magnoliopsida, Nymphaeales, Nymphaeaceae. The transcript is spliced from 9 exons. Gene Ontology annotation, molecular function: zinc ion binding; cysteine-type deubiquitinase activity. The record is from RefSeq and is a predicted model, not a curated record.